UGUUCGGGCGGCAAAACGAGCCAGCCCGCGGUGCGGGCAGCGCGGAGCCGGCAAGAGCUGCGGCGGCCGCCCAGGCCCCGCUCUGGCCGCGGGAGCCGCCCGCGACCCGGGGCUGCGGUAGGAGCAGCAGUACGUCUCGCGGGGCGCAGCGAGGCCUCUAGCCGUGGGGAGGCCCCGGCAGGGCUGGGCCGGCCGGGCUCCACGCACCGCAGGUAUUUUGGGAGAAAUCUUGAAUACCCACUGAGGACUCUAAAGCGAACACAUACAGUAUCUGGGAAACAUACAGAGUAGCAAGAAGUGGAUUCCUGAUAUCCGCCUUGUAACUUGAGUGGACUUCUAUUUAUUUUUUCAAACUUUUUAAUAUUUACAAUGAAUGGGCACAGUGAUGAAGAAAGUGUAAGAAACAGUAGUGGAGAGUCAAGUCGGUCAGAUGAUGAUUCUGGGUCAGCGUCAGCUUCUGGAUCUGGUUCAAGCUCUGGAAGUAGUAGUGAUGGAAGCAGCAGCCAGUCAGGCAGCAGUGACUCUGACUCUGGUUCAGAGUCAGGCACUCAAUCAGAAUCAGAGUCUGACACAUCAAGAGAGAAGAAACAAAUUCAGUCUAAACCACCAAAAGCUGACGGAUCUGAGUAUUGGAAGUCUAGUCCAAGUAUACUUGCUGUGCAAAGAUCAGCAGUGCUCAAGAAGCAGCAACAACAACAAAAGGCAGUCUCAUCAGACAGUGUUUCAGAAGAGGAUUCCUCAAGUAGUGAAGAUUCAGCAGAUGACUCGUCGAGUGAAACCAAGAAGAAAAAACAUAAAGAUGAAGAUUGGCAAAUGUCAGGAUCGGGAUCCCUAUCAGGAACUGGUUCAGAUUCUGAAUCAGAGGAAGACAGGGAGAAAAGCAGCUGUGAAGAGAGUGAAUCUGACUAUGAGCCAAAAAACAAGGUCAAAAGUAGGAAACCUCCAACCAGAAUUAAGCCAAAAAGUGGGAAAAAGAAUGCAGGACCAAAAAAGAGGCAACUUAAUUCAUCAGAGGAUGAGGAGGAGGAGGAGGAGGAGGAUGAUGAUUAUGAUAAGAGGGGAUCUCGUCGCCAGGCAACAGUCAAUAUUAGUUACAAAGAAGCUGAAGAAACCAAGACGGAUUCUGAUGAUUUGCUAGAAGUUUGUGGAGAAGAUGUACCACAACCUGAAGAAGAUGAAUUUGAAACAAUAGAAAAAUUUAUGGAUAGUCGAGUUGGCCGUAAAGGAGCCACAGGUGCUGCAACUACAAUAUAUGCAGUUGAGGCAGAUGGUGACCCAAAUGCUGGGUUUGAAAAAUCAAAGGAGCCAGCAGAAGUACAGUAUCUUAUUAAAUGGAAAGGUUGGUCACACAUCCAUAACACUUGGGAAACUGAGGAAACACUGAAGCAACAAAAUGUUAAAGGAAUGAAGAAACUGGACAAUUACAAGAAAAAGGAUCAGGAAACAAAGCGAUGGCUGAAAAACGCUUCUCCAGAAGAUGUGGAAUAUUACAACUGCCAGCAGGAGCUUACAGAUGAUCUACAUAAACAAUACCAGAUAGUGGAAAGAAUAAUUGCUCAUUCAAAUCAGAAAUCAGCUGCUGGUUAUCCAGACUACUAUUGUAAGUGGCAAGGUCUGCCUUACUCUGAAUGUAGCUGGGAAGAUGGAGCUCUCAUUGCCAAAAAGUUUCAGGCACGCAUUGAUGAGUACUUCAGCAGAAAUCAGUCCAAGACCACUCCCUUUAAAGAUUGCAAGGUUCUAAAACAAAGGCCACGGUUUGUUGCACUAAAGAAGCAACCAUCUUACAUUGGAGGACACGAAAGUUUAGAGUUAAGAGAUUAUCAGUUAAAUGGUUUGAAUUGGCUUGCUCACUCAUGGUGCAAAGGGAAUAGCUGUAUUCUCGCUGAUGAAAUGGGUCUGGGUAAAACAAUACAAACAAUUUCUUUUCUGAACUAUCUGUUUCACGAGCACCAAUUGUAUGGGCCUUUCUUGCUGGUUGUGCCACUUUCUACCUUGACGUCUUGGCAAAGAGAGAUUCAAACCUGGGCUCCUCAGAUGAAUGCUGUAGUUUACUUGGGAGAUAUAACUAGUAGAAAUAUGAUAAGAACUCACGAAUGGAUGCAUCCACAGACCAAGCGAUUGAAAUUUAACAUACUCUUAACAACAUAUGAAAUUUUGCUAAAGGAUAAGUCAUUCCUUGGUGGUCUGAAUUGGGCAUUCAUAGGAGUUGAUGAAGCUCAUCGUUUAAAAAAUGACGACUCUCUUCUGUACAAAACUUUAAUUGACUUUAAGUCUAACCAUCGUCUUCUUAUUACUGGAACCCCUCUGCAAAACUCUCUCAAAGAGCUUUGGUCUUUACUGCACUUCAUCAUGCCAGAAAAGUUUUCCUCAUGGGAAGAUUUUGAAGAGGAGCAUGGCAAAGGGCGAGAGUAUGGUUAUGCAAGUCUUCACAAAGAACUUGAACCAUUUCUGCUGAGAAGAGUUAAAAAAGAUGUAGAAAAGUCUUUACCUGCUAAAGUUGAGCAAAUUCUGAGGAUGGAAAUGAGCGCGUUGCAGAAGCAGUACUAUAAAUGGAUUUUAACCAGGAAUUAUAAAGCCCUUAGUAAAGGUUCAAAAGGCAGUACCUCAGGUUUCUUGAACAUCAUGAUGGAACUCAAGAAGUGUUGCAACCAUUGCUACCUCAUUAAACCACCAGAUGAUAAUGAAUUCUAUAAUAAACAGGAGGCCUUACAGCAUUUAAUACGUAGCAGUGGGAAACUAAUCCUUCUUGACAAGCUACUGAUUCGUCUGCGAGAACGUGGCAACAGAGUCCUGAUUUUCUCACAGAUGGUAAGGAUGCUGGACAUCCUGGCAGAAUAUCUGAAAUAUCGUCAAUUCCCAUUUCAGAGACUUGAUGGAUCCAUAAAAGGGGAAUUGAGGAAACAAGCACUGGAUCAUUUUAAUGCAGAAGGAUCAGAGGACUUCUGCUUUUUACUGUCUACCAGAGCUGGAGGAUUAGGUAUCAACUUGGCAUCUGCUGAUACUGUGGUUAUAUUUGAUUCUGACUGGAAUCCACAGAAUGAUCUUCAAGCACAGGCUAGAGCACAUAGAAUUGGACAGAAGAAACAGGUUAAUAUUUAUCGACUAGUCACAAAAGGAUCGGUAGAAGAAGAUAUUCUUGAACGAGCCAAGAAAAAGAUGGUGUUAGAUCAUUUAGUUAUUCAGAGAAUGGACACUACAGGGAAAACUGUGUUACAUACAGGCUCUACUCCAUCGAGCUCGACACCUUUUAAUAAGGAGGAGUUGUCAGCAAUUUUGAAGUUUGGUGCUGAGGAACUUUUUAAAGAACCAGAAGGGGAAGAACAGGAGCCUCAAGAAAUGGAUAUAGAUGAAAUACUGAAGAGGGCUGAAACUCGGGAAAAUGAGCCAGGUCCAUUAACUGUAGGAGAUGAGUUGCUUUCACAGUUCAAGGUGGCCAACUUCUCCAAUAUGGAUGAAGAUGAUAUUGAGUUGGAGCCAGAAAGAAAUUCAAGAAAUUGGGAAGAAAUCAUUCCAGAGGUCCAGAGGCGCAGAAUAGAAGAGGAAGAAAGACAAAAAGAACUUGAAGAAAUAUACAUGCUUCCAAGGAUGAGAAACUGUGCGAAACAGAUUAGCUUCAAUGGCAGUGAAGGGAGGCGCAGUAGGAGUAGAAGAUACUCUGGAUCUGAUAGUGACUCCGUCUCAGAAAGAAAAAGGCCAAAAAAACGUGGAAGACCACGAACUAUUCCUCGAGAAAAUAUUAAAGGAUUUAGUGAUGCAGAGAUAAGGCGGUUUAUCAAGAGUUAUAAGAAAUUUGGCGGCCCUCUGGAGAGGUUAGAUGCUGUAGCUAGAGAUGCUGAGCUGGUUGAUAAAUCAGAGACAGAUCUCAGACGUUUGGGAGAGCUUGUACAUAAUGGGUGCAUUAAAGCCUUAAAGGACAACUCAGCUGGACAAGAAAGAGCAGGAGGUAGACUUGGGAAGGUUAAAGGCCCAACAUUCCGAAUCUCAGGAGUGCAAGUAAAUGCCAAGUUAGUAAUUUCUCAUGAAGAAGAGUUGGCGCCAUUGCAUAAAUCCAUUCCUUCAGAUCCAGAAGAAAGAAAAAGAUAUGUCAUCCCAUGCCACACUAAGGCUGCUCAUUUUGAUAUAGAUUGGGGUAAGGAAGAUGAUUCCAAUUUGUUAAUAGGCAUCUAUGAAUAUGGUUAUGGCAGCUGGGAAAUGAUAAAAAUGGAUCCUGAUCUCAGUUUGACACAGAAGAUUUUGCCUGAUGACCCAGAUAAGAAACCCCAGGCAAAGCAGUUACAGACCCGUGCAGACUACCUCAUUAAAUUGCUGAAUAAAGACCUUGCAAGGAAAGAAGCACAAAGGCUUGCUGGAGCAGGCAAUUCAAAGAGGAGGAAAACAAGAACUAAGAAGAAUAAGGUGCUAAAGUCUGCAAAAUUUAAAGAAGAAAUAAAAAGUGAUUCUUCACCACAACUCUCAGAAAAAUCAGAUGAAGAUGAUGAUGAGAAUAACAAGGAUGAGAUUGUUUCAAUGAAACAUCCACGUAAAAAAUUUAAAGCAGAAAAAGAAAAUGAAGAAAAGCCUGAGCCAGAUACUGGUAUAAAGAAGGAAGCUGAAGAAAAAAGAGAGACAAAAGAAAAGGAAAAUAAGAGGGAUUUGAAAAGGGAGAAAAAAGAAAAAGAGGAUAAGAAAGAAUUAAAAGAAAAGGAUAUUAAAGAAAAGAGAGAAAACAAAGUAAAAGAAUCCACACAGAAAGAAAAAGAAGUAAAGGAAGAGAAGAUAAAUGAAGUCAAAUCAGAAAAUAAGGAAAAAACUAAAAAAAUUCCAUUGCUGGAUACUCCAGUUCAUAUUACUGCAUCUAGUGAACCAGUUCCUAUAUCAGAAGAAUCUGAAGAACUAGAUCAGAAAACUUUUAGUGUGUGCAAGGAAAGGAUGAGGCCUGUCAAGGCAGCAUUGAAACAGCUGGAUCGACCAGAGAAGGGCCUUUCUGAAAGAGAACAGCUGGAACAUACUAGACAGUGUCUUAUCAAAAUUGGGGAUCAUAUUACUGAAUGUCUCAAGGAGUACACCAAUCCUGAACAAAUUAAACAGUGGAGAAAAAAUUUGUGGAUUUUUGUCUCUAAGUUUACAGAAUUUGAUGCCAGAAAGCUGCACAAACUGUAUAAACAUGCAAUCAAAAAACGUCAGGAAUCGCAGCAACAAAAUGAUCAGAAUAUUAGUGGCAAUGUGAAUACACAUGUAAUUAGACAUCCAGAUGUGGAAAGACUGAAGGAGAAUACAAACCAUGAUGACAGUAGUAGGGACAGCUACUCCUCUGAUAGACAUCUGUCACAAUACCAUGAUCAUCAUAAAGACAGGCAUCAGGGAGAUGCAUACAAGAAAAGUGACUCCAGGAAAAGGCCCUAUUCAGCCUUCAGCAAUGGAAAAGAUCACAGAGACUGGGAUCACUACAAACAAGACAGCAGAUACUACAGUGAUAAUAAACAUAGAAAGUUAGACGACUACAGGAGCAGAGACCACAGGUCAAGCGUGGAAGGGAGUCUAAAAGACAGCCGGGUUCAUUCGGAUCACCGUUCCCAUUCAGACCACAGGACGCAUUCAGAUCACCGUUCCUCUUCUGAGUACAGCCAUCAUAAAUCUCCCAGAGAUUAUAGGUACCACUCAGACUGGCAAAUGGACCACAGAGCUUCAGGUAGUGGCCCAAGGUCACCACUGGAUCAGAGGUCUCCUUAUGGUUCAAGAUCUCCCCUAGGUCACAGAUCUCCAUUUGAACAUUCAUCAGAUCACAAAAGUACACCUGAACAUACAUGGAGUAGCCGGAAAACAUAACAAAGACUGAUAUUUUCUGGACCUUCUUUUAGCCAUAUACAGUAAAUUAACACAAUAAUUGCCUUACAUGACUUGAAAGAUAUAGACGGGAUAUUCUAUCGGUAGCAGUAUUGUUACUUCUUUCCAGAAUGCAAGGUCUAUUAUCCCAACAGAAGAAAAAUAUUUUUGUAUUUAAAGUUUAUGCUGCACUGUGCUGCAAAUGCUGUGGCACUUUUUUUUAAGAAAUUGAAUAUGUUUACUUUUACAGGGACCUCAACACUGCCCAUUUCAGACUGGAUCUUACUAUGAAACUCUUCAUGUCAAAGUGGUUUGAGGCUGAUAAUGUUUUAAGUUAUGUUUGUAAACGAACUUUUAAACACUGACCUGUGCUCAUAUUUCAGGAGGGAAUGGGGAGAAUAUUUUUUUUCUUAGUAAUGAACUCUCAAGGACUUUGUUCACUUUCCAAAGCUACUUGUUUACAUUGUACACUGCGACCACCUUGCCGCUUUUCAUCACAAGCUUGAAUAUUUAAAUUCUGUACCUAUAACUGUAAAAUAGCCAGGAUUUCUCCUGUUUGUGAUCAGUUACAAUGCCUUUUUACAAAACAAACAAACAAUAAUAAAAAAAGCGAAACACAAACAAAUGGCUGUAAAUUGUUGUAAAUUUAUUAAGUGAGGUUUUUGCCCCCUCAGGCUUUUUCUGAUUGCUCCUUUCCCCACCAACUCAGGACUUCUUGUCACAAUUACGAAACAAAAUCAGUAUACUUACAUGUUUCAAUAAAAGAUUUUGAUGGAGUCACUGCUCAGAAUGUAAAAAUGGGGAAAGGGAACUUUAUUCCAUUUAGUGCUCCCUUUUUUGGAUACUUUAGAUACAUGUCUUGGAUUUUGGCUUUGUGGUUGUUUUUGUUGGGUUUUUUGUUUUGGUUUGGUUUGGGUUUUUUGUUUUGUUUCUUUUUGGUUUUUUUAUUGUUGGGUUGGUGGGGUUUGUGUAGGAGGUUUUUGGUGGUUUUUUGGGUUUUUUGGUGGUUGGUUUGUUUGGGAGUUUGGGUGUGAGGGUUUUUUUUGGAGGGUAUCUUUUUUCCGUAUUAAACUGUCGUGUUGUGAUUGUAAUGAAAUGGUAAGAAAUAUCUAGCUAAACUGUGCUCUGGAAAGUUUUUCAGGUGCAUUGGUUUUAAAGGAAGUGUGUCAAAUACUUGAACACUUCAGUAUCCAAAUCAGUCAAAAUUAAUUGUAAAUUCAUAUGUUCCCUCUUCAACAUGGGCAAUAAUGUCAAAUGUGCUAUGCAGGUAAUUAAUAUUUUAGAAGAUUUGAAUUAUGACUUUAUUGACAUAAUUGUUACAAUGCACACUGAUUGUACAUAGAUAACUUCUAUCUGAAAAAUUAAAUUUAAACUAAAAGGACAUGUGGGUC
This is a messenger RNA of Cinclus cinclus, 7193 nucleotides long. RefSeq names its product chromodomain helicase DNA binding protein 1 (gene CHD1). The transcript is spliced from 37 exons. Gene Ontology annotation, biological process: nucleosome organization; regulation of transcription by RNA polymerase II. Gene Ontology annotation, molecular function: ATP binding; chromatin binding; ATP hydrolysis activity. NCBI's taxonomy places the organism in Eukaryota, Metazoa, Chordata, Aves, Passeriformes, Cinclidae. The record is from RefSeq and is a predicted model, not a curated record. The coding region runs from base 370 to 5805 and encodes 1811 amino acids. Gene Ontology annotation, cellular component: chromatin; nucleus.